Hippopotamus amphibius kiboko is the source of this 933-nucleotide messenger RNA. RefSeq names its product olfactory receptor 14C36. Gene Ontology annotation, molecular function: olfactory receptor activity; G protein-coupled receptor activity. Gene Ontology annotation, biological process: G protein-coupled receptor signaling pathway. Gene Ontology annotation, cellular component: membrane. Lineage: Eukaryota; Metazoa; Chordata; Mammalia; Artiodactyla; Hippopotamidae. Bases 1 to 933 code for a protein of 310 amino acids. The transcript has a single exon. The record is from RefSeq and is a predicted model, not a curated record.
AUGGCCAAUUCCACCAUGGUGACUGAGUUUCUCCUCAUGAGCUUUGCUGAUAGUUGGAAGCUACGAUUCCUACACUCCAUGCUGUUCCUUCUGAUGUACUUGGUUACCUUUUUAGGGAACCUUCUCAUUGUCACUGUCACCACAUUUGACCAGAAACUUCACAUGCCCAUGUACUACUUCCUCAGAAAUUUGUCUAUCAUAGAUAUGUGCUAUAUUACUGUCACUGUCCCUAAUGCCUGUGUCAACUCUGUUACUGGUAACAGGACCAUUUCAGUGGCUGCAUGUGCAACUCAGGUAUUCUUGGUCAUUUAUUUUGCCUAUAUGGAGGUGAUGUUCCUCACCAUUAUGGCCCGAGACCGCUAUGUGGCCAUCUGCCAGCCCCUCCACUACCCAGUUAUCAUGAACUACCAAUGCUGUGUUCAAAUGACACUUGCCUCCCUGCUCAGUGGUCUUGUCUAUGCAGGUGUGCAUACAGGAAAAACAUUCCAGCUGACCUUCUGUCAGUCCAAUGUGAUCCAUCAGUUCUUCUGUGAUGUGCCCUCUCUGCUGAGGAUCUCCUGCUCUGACACUUCCAGCAAUUUCCUUUUACUUCUAGUAUCUGUCAUUGUGGUCGGUGGGGGCUGCUUUAUCUUUAUUACUAUGUCAUAUAUUCACAUAUUUUCCACUAUGCUAAAGUUUUCAAUCAGAGAGCAAGGAAAGGCCUUUUCCACCUGUGUCCCUCACAUCCUUAUGGUGUCUGUGUUUCUCAGUUCUAUCAUCUGUGUGUACCUAAGGCCUUCAGCAACUUCUAAAACAGCUAAGGACAUGAUUCUUUCUGCAUUUUAUACCAUAGUUCCUUCAUUCUUAAAUCCUAUCAUCUACAGUCUUAGAAACACACAGGUAAAGGAAGCUGUAAGGAAAGUAAUAUUAGGAAAGUUUUAUCCUGGAAAAUAA